UCUUGGCCAUGAAAUAUCUGCUCUGAUUAGGAUUUAGGACUAUCCUACUUUAUAGUUUAGCUAUACUUCUACUCUAGUUAGUCACAAUGCAAAUACUUGUGCUACGGUUAAGAUAACUGGACUGGAUGAUUUUCAGAAUAUGGAAAUCAAAUGAUUCGAGUCCUAGGAUGAUUUCCAAGAUUGAUAAGAUAACAGUAGACAACUAGAUCGAAAACCGUGAGCCACUUGUUAACACGAGGAAUGUUGGGAGAGAAUUUGAAGAGGAUGAUCAGUUUUUCUUAUACCUGUCUACUUCUUUCAAUAAUUAAAUUUUGCUGUUGUUCUGUUUGUCUAUUUGAGGUGUAGCCAUAAUUUGUAGGUGAACAAGCAUUAUGAGACAGAAGUAUUGGGUGUUGCAGAGAGACUUCUGAUUCCGGAGCAUCAAGGAGAAAACAUAGUUGAAAUGGAUUUUUCUCGGUAGCUAAAAUUGAUUUAUUUUCAGGAGGUGACUUUCUGGAAUUGAAAGAUCUCGACAACCCUACAUCUUCUUCAAGCUCAGAAAAUUCAAGUGCCAUGAGCAUUUCAUCAGAUGAAGGUUUCGAUUCAAUGGCUUUCUUGCAAGACCUUGAUCAGGACCAAGUUUUCGAACGCAACGACACAGGUAAAAAGUUGAAUGUCUCUGCAUCCAACAGACUGGAAGAGGGGGUUAUAGUUCCGGCCGCUUUAGGAACUCUUUUUAGUAUUCCGGGCAGCAAUUCAGAUAGUGAAGAAUUCUUUAAACAACUGGUUUUAUGUGCAAUUCAUCUUGUGGGAGUAGAAACCUCAACAAGGUCUCAAAGUAUGAGAAAGGGAAUCAAAGGGUUGAAGGUCCGUCAUCGGUGA
Molecule: messenger RNA, 861 nt
Organism: Hibiscus syriacus
Lineage: Eukaryota; Viridiplantae; Streptophyta; Magnoliopsida; Malvales; Malvaceae
Exons: 2
Coding region: 553-861 (102 amino acids)
Source: RefSeq, a predicted model, not a curated record